Messenger RNA from Micromonas commoda, 1674 nucleotides. RefSeq lists its product with no specific name. Gene Ontology annotation, molecular function: cysteine-type deubiquitinase activity. Gene Ontology annotation, biological process: protein deubiquitination. The transcript is spliced from 2 exons. NCBI's taxonomy places the organism in Eukaryota, Viridiplantae, Chlorophyta, Mamiellophyceae, Mamiellales, Mamiellaceae. Bases 1 to 1554 code for a protein of 517 amino acids. The record is from RefSeq and is a predicted model, not a curated record.
AUGACGGAGGUGCCGCUGACGACCGCGGAGAUCAGCGAGCAGGUCAAGCGUCGGCAGAAGCCCGUGAAUCAGGGGUACUCGCUCGAUGCCUACUUCGCCGUCGCGGACAGCACCGGCGUCACGGCUAAGAUCUACAGGGACGAGGGCAACCACCAGGAGCUCUUCCGCGUCCUCAUGGCCUUCUGCUCCCUCGUGGUGGAGACCAUGGGCAAGCACAGAGACCGGGGCGCGGCCGGACACAAGGCGCGAUACGCAGCGUACCUCGCCGAGGUGAAGAACUGCAUGGAGGAGAUGGAGGCGAUCAAACCGGGAAUAAACGCGGAGGCGAGGGCGUUCAGGGAGCGCAUGGAAUCAGGGAACGCGGACGGCGCGCCGCCGGUAACGCGGCCGCCGCCCGUGGGUGGCGCCGUGGACGUUCGCGCGUCCGUACAAUUGGACGGAGGAGUCCAUUCGACCGCGAUGAACGACGACGAACGACGACGGCCCGCACCCGCGUCUUCGAUGAACGCGGUCGACGACUUGCUGUCGGCGUCGCCGGAGGAGCUCGCCGCCGCAUCCGCCGCAUCCCUCGAGACGCUCGCGCUCGUGGGGGCCCCGCGCGAGGGGCAGAGCACGCACAGCUGUGCGUCAUUCGAGGCGAGGUAUCGACCCAACGCGGAGUUUGCGGCCGCGGCGUCGAACGAUUCGGCGGCGAGGCACUCGCUGCUCGGGACGUCCCUGCCGCCGCCCGCGAGGACACGUGUUGGGGCGACGGUUCAUGUUCCGUCGAUUCACGUUCCGUCGUCGUCGGUUACGUCGUCUGGGACGGAGAGGUAUCCGACGGUGUCGAACACAAAGACGGCUGUGCCCCAGACGACGGCGAACCUCUCCGUCCCUCCGCCGCCGCCGCCCGGCCCACCGCCGACGGUACCCAGCGCACCGCCGAUGGCACCCACGUCGGCACCCACGUCGGCACACGCGUCGGCACCAACCGUGUCCGUCCCUCGAGGACAACCCCCGCCGCCGCCGGGGCCGCCGCCGGCGGGUGUACCGUCGCAACACGCGCAUUUCGUCGCCACCGCGGCGUCGCGGGAGCUCGCGCCGAAGCGCAUACUCUCCGUCCCGACCCCGACGUUCGCGUCGAAGGACCACGACAGGUUGGACAACAGGUUGGCGGCGUACGGGCUGAAGGAGAAGAAGGUGCGGGGCGACGGGAACUGCCAGUUUCGCGCGCUGGCGGAUCAGCUCUUUGGCGAUCAGGAGCGACACGCGGAGUGCAGGGCGGUUGUGAUGAAUCAGCUCCGUGCCGAGAGCGAGCACUACGCGGUGUUCGUGCCCGAGGAUUGGGGGGCGUACGUGAGCGAGAUGUCGAGGGACAGCGCGUGGGGAGAUCACAUCACGCUGCAGGCGGCGGCGGAUGCGUACGGCGUGGGCAUGUGCGUCAUAUCGAGCUACAAGGACAACUUCGUCAUCGAGAUAUCGCCGAGGGUGCGACGGAGCGAGCGAAUCUUGUGGAUAUCGUUCUGGGCCGAGGUGCACUACAACUCCAUAUACACCGCGGACGCAGUCGUGUGAGCGGCUCGAGACGAACGGCGGGUGUGUAUCGAAGGUGGGUUUCGCAGUUGACGGGGUUGUUUUGGACCCUCGUAAAUAUGAUAGCGUUGAAACACACUCGUUUAAACAAAGCGUCGAAAC